Molecule: messenger RNA, 1197 nt
Organism: Seriola dumerili (greater amberjack)
Lineage: Eukaryota; Metazoa; Chordata; Actinopteri; Carangiformes; Carangidae
Product: insulin-like growth factor-binding protein complex acid labile subunit
Exons: 5
Coding region: 149-1042 (297 amino acids)
Cellular component (GO): voltage-gated potassium channel complex
Molecular function (GO): voltage-gated potassium channel activity; potassium channel activator activity; transmembrane transporter binding
Source: RefSeq, a predicted model, not a curated record
GUUUACCUUUUAUUCACCCCCGUUGCUUUUUCCAUCGGUCGAGUGCUCACACUCGUGUCCGCACCAGUGCAUUUGUUAUGAGCACGCUGACCUGGUGGACUGUCGCGCCCGUGGGUUCCAGCACGUUCCCAGGGGCCUCCCACAUGGCAUGUGGCUGCUGGAGCUGGGGGGAAACAACCUGACUGAGAUUGGUACCAGAGCCUUCAGCAGACUGUGGUCCCUGCGAGUGCUGGUGAUGACAAACAGCCAGAUACAUGAAAUACAACCACAGGCAUUUUUCUCAUUGUCCUUCCUGGAGAAGCUGGAUCUUAGUUGGAACCAGUUAAGCUCUCUCCCUGUCGACUUCUCAGCCAGUCUGUCGGCUCUCAGAGAGCUGCGACUGGAGCACAACAACUUACAUUAUAUAUCUGGAUACAGCUUGGAGUAUCUGGACAACAUGGAGAAACUGGACCUCAGUUAUAACCAGCUGGCGUCGGUUGGCCCCGGUGUGUUCAGGGGCCUCUCCAGGCUCAGACAGCUCUACUUGCAUAACAACAGACUGACUGUGGUGCAGCAGGGGAGCCUGGAUAUGUUGCCUGGACUAGAGGUGCUCCAGCUGAGUCACAACAACAUCUCUAAGAUAGACAACGAUGCUCUGGCUCCUCUCUACAGUUUGGCAGUUCUGGCUCUGGAGGGAAACAACCUGCAUCACCUGAAGUUUAAAACCUUCAUCAGUCUGCAUACAACAGCUACACACAUCCAGCUGUCAGGAAACCCGUGGAGCUGUGACUGCGAUCUGCAUCGCGUCUUCAGUAAGAUCCUGCACGUCCGCCACCUCCACAUCGACGACUACAGGAAUGUGACGUGCCAGGACCCGCCGCAGCUGACCGGGGCUUCGCUGGCCUGGGUGGACAGCCAGCUCUGCAUCGCAGAGACCGCCACCGUGCUCGUCAUCACCAUCACCGUGCUGGUCACUGUGGUGGCAGCUCUGGUGAUGGCUGAGAGGAACAGGAAGAGGAACCAUGGAAAGAACUGGGACACUGAGUCACAGAAUCAAACUUAGAGCUCCUGAGAGGCUGUAUGAUAGACAGAGAGAGGAAGAGGAGGAGGCAUAACAGUGUGGAGAACUCCCUGACUUGACAACCACAAAGAGCAGAUCACAUGAUAAUGUUAGCUGGCUACGUCCAAUCACAAGAUGUGUUCACUCACAACCUGUUU